UUUCUUUACCAACCCACACCAGCAACUAUCACACACUCACGCACAUGCAUUCAUGACCAGAAUCUCGAGACACCGACCGUUAAGUGGACCGGUGGCGACUGUUAACAAUUAUUCGAGUUUCAAAUCUCACUGUCAAGAGAAAAGAACCCCAAUAAUUGGUUCUUGUUAUUGCGAUUAAAUGGGUUGUCUGAUAUCUCAGCUGGCGGCCAAAUUCGCUUUCUUCCCGCCGUCGCCGGCGACUUAUCAGGUGAAGAAGAGGGACGACGGCAAGCUGGUGGCCGUCUCGACGGCGUCGUCUCUGCCGAUAGCCGUUGACGACUCUUCCUUGGACGUGUUGUCCAUCCCGACCAAAAGGGGCAACAAGAUUGUAGCUUUUUACCUGAGGAACCCGUACGCUAGGCUUACCGUGUUGUACUCUCAUGGCAAUGCGGCUGAUCUGGGCCAGCUCUAUGAUCUCUUUGUUCAGCUCAAAGCCAAUCUCAGAGUUAAUCUUAUUGGAUACGAUUAUUCCGGUUAUGGAGCUUCUACUGGCAAGCCAAGCGAAUAUGACACAUAUGCUGAUAUAGAGGCUGUCUAUGAAUGCCUUCAAACCGAGUAUGGGAUCAGCCAAGAAGAUCUAAUUUUAUACGGACAAUCGGUUGGAAGUGGGCCCACAUUGCAUUUAGCAGCUCAGUUACCGAGGUUGAGAGGUGUAGUUCUGCAUAGUGCUAUACUCUCUGGCCUUCGCGUGCUUUGCCAUGUGAAGUUCACUCUGUGUUGUGAUAUAUAUAAGGUUAGCUCCAUAUUUAUGUACUCCUGA
Messenger RNA from Striga asiatica, 799 nucleotides. The record is from the annotation of a GenBank genome assembly. NCBI's taxonomy places the organism in Eukaryota, Viridiplantae, Streptophyta, Magnoliopsida, Lamiales, Orobanchaceae.